Molecule: messenger RNA, 8790 nt
Organism: Coregonus sp. 'balchen'
Lineage: Eukaryota; Metazoa; Chordata; Actinopteri; Salmoniformes; Salmonidae
Source: the annotation of a GenBank genome assembly
AUGUCACGAAAUCAUUCUAAGUUACUAUUUGUACGUGCACUACUACUUGCAUAUGGUUUAUUUACUGCAAACUGCGACCUGUCCUGGGUAAGUUGAUGACUGACUUCCUUCUACAAGCAUUUUCCCUACAUUUCGCUGGAGAUUGUAGGUAGAUUUGAAGAUGUUGACUAUAACAUUCUUGGUUUAAUGCUAUCUCAACGUUUUUAUUGCGUCCUUAGACAAAUAGGAAUGACGCUUACAACCCUCCGGGUAAGACAAAUAUUUAUUACGUAGCAACUGGGCCUGUACUAUGCUCUUUGGUGAAUUCUUUCAACAGAACAUUACUACGUUUGUGUGCGCAUGCGUGCGUAACUGUGAAUCUGCAUGCGUGUGUGUCUUGUUUAGGCCUAUAACUCUGACAUUUGGACAUCAUUGGAUUGUCCUCCACACUCUCUGUCCACCUCUUCUCAGAUGAACCACCACCAUGGUAAUGAGGGCAACGCCUUCUUCGCGCUGCGGAGCUGCCACCAGGUGAUGCGCGGCGAGAGUGGCGAGUUCUUCUCCCCGGACUACCUGUGCUCCAACCCACCGCUCUGGUGCAACUGGACCAUCCAGGUAGACCCUGGUAAACGCGUGCUCCUCCACCUAGAGGACCUCACCCAGUCAGACGCAUGCAGUGGGAAGCUGGACCAGAUCCACCUGGAUGAGCCCCUGGGGGUUGCAGGGGGUCACAGGAUACUGGAGAAGUGUUGGCGUGAGGCCAAGUACACGUCCCUCUCCAACAUCCUCCACGUGGUUCAGCUGAUCAGAGGCAAACCCAGUCCGCCCCACAGGGGCUUCUAUGGGCGAUACGAGGCAUUCGUACUGCCAGUCACGUACAAUGCUUAUGGUGAUACCACCGAAGAAGACAGGAAGCUGAUGACUGAACCAAAAGCGAAAGAACCGGAACCCUUUCCCUCUCCGAGAAGUUUCACCCAGUUUCUCCCCAUGAAGGGGGGUGAACCUACAGAGGCCGUUUUACUGGAGCGGCCCACCCUGCCAGCUCAGACCAACCCGGAGGUGGUGUUUGACUAUUUCGACGAACUCACUUCCUCCUCUACGUCCAAUGAGCUUCCACCAUGGGAAGCAGAGGAGCCAAUGAUCAGACAGGGGUCCUUCAAGUUUUCUCCUGUUCAGAGAGAGGAAGAAGAUUGGAACAGAGGAGUCUCGGAGGGGACUGAAGCAGACGAGAGCCACCUGACAGAGGAAGACUGGGAAGUGGGUAACUUUAGUGGAGAUGUGGUGGACCAUGAGUCCCAUCUGCCCUUGACUCCCACUCCCCCCAUGGUGGUCACUCGUCAGGGGACAUCAUGGUCAGGGAGGGGUGCCACUCAGACCCACACAGCUCACCCUGGAAGUGACCCCUCCACACACCAGCCCCCUGUUUUGAAUCCCAAACCCUCGCCACGCACUCCGUCUGCAAUGCGAAGGAACGUGGAUGCCCAAACUCAAACUUCAAAUACCAUCCCUCCUACGGAGUCUAACAUCGUGUCACACACAGACAUGGAUGACCAAGGUGUGGAGUCUGGCAAUAAGGAAUUGCAGAAAAUGACCAUGGAUGAGUCUACAGCACCCAGUGACACCCAUACAACCAUUGAGACCCAGGAUCCCUUCGACCACCUCCCAAACGUAGUUGAACUGUUCUUCGACAGCAGACAUUAUGGUAGGUAGUCUGCAAUUUCAUUUGCAUCCUUUGUUGUCUGGUUCAUGAAAACUCUUGCAUGUUGACUUUGCAGAGAAAGCCAGAAAUCACACCGAAGUACCACACUUACCAGAAGGUGAGUUUUAGUAUUUUUUUCAAAAGGGUCGUUUUAAUACAAUUCAAAGGCUAUAACAAAAGUUGCAAGUCACUCGCCUUUGUACAAUAGUUAUAGAGCUGUGUAUGAGUAUUAAAGGAGAUGCCUACUUUCUCUGUUUCUCAGACCACCUAUUUGAGGUGGCUGUUGAAGUCAACUUCCUUGUGGCGCCAGAGGAGAAUUGGGACCAUCUUGUGAGAUCACUGUUGAUUUCAGUGAAGUCUCUGGUGAGCUAUCUCAUGAACAAUAGAGCCCCUCAGUGGAGGUGUCAUAAUACCCAUAAAACUUAGCGGUCAGACAGGGAAAUGGUACCAAUUGUUUUUCCACCAUUCAUUUUUCCCAUAGGGGAUUUUAAAGAAAGGGCUGUGUUUCAUGUAGGCUUACACUGGCGUGAGUUUUGAUAACCAUUUAAAUAUCUCUCGGACAAGGUGACUUUUAUCAAUGUAUUAGUCUAUUUACUCUCAUUCUAAAAUGCUAAUUAGCAUCAAAGUAGACAUCAUGCAAAACUACAAAUCCCUGCAAGCUCCUGCACGUCAUCUCUAGCUGACACCUUUGCUAACAGGUAUUGUAUCAAUUUAAAACUUGCACAAGAAAGUUCACAGAAUUGUCCAUUUAAAGAAAUGUAGCCAAUUUAUGAAUUACUACAUUUAGCUAACAUUAGAUAGUUAAUCCAGAGAUUUUUGCCUCGAUUCGGCAGGCUCGUCCAGAUCAUGGCAUUUGUAGUUCUUUAUGAUGGCCACAUUAGUAGCUAAUUAGCAUUUCAUUUUGGGGGGGAUAAAUACAAGCGAAAUAUUGAUAAAAGUCACCUUGUCCUAGAGAGAUUUACACGGUUAGCAAAACGUCACGCCAGGGUAAGCCUAAAAUCCCCUAUGGGAAAAAUGAUUGGACCAUUUCCCUGUUUGACCGCUAGGCUUUAUGGGAUUUAUGACUGACUGUGGUACUCUAGAACUUUCUUCAUAAAUGGAUGUCAUCUUACAGUGCCUUCAGAAAGUAUUCAUACCCCUUGACUUAUUCCACAUUUUGCUUGUUAUGGAAUAAAUUGAAUUUUUUCCUCACCCAUCUACACACAAUACCCCAUAAUGACAAAGUGAAAACAUGUUUUUAGAAAUGUUUGCUUAUUUACAGAAAUAUCAUCUACAUUUGUAUUCCCACACCUGAGUCCGUACUUUGUAGGAGCACCUUUGGCAGCAAUUACAGCUGAGUCUUUCUGGGUACAUCUCUAAGAGCGUUCCACACCUGGAUUGUGCAACAUUUGCCCAUUGACUAUUUUCAGAAUUCUUCAAGCUGUCAGAUUGGUUGUUGAUCAAUGCUAGACUACCAUUUUCAGGUCUUGCCAUAGAUUUUCAAGUAGAUGUACGUCAAAACUGUAACUCGGCCACUCUGGGACAUUCACUGUCUAAUUGGUAAACAACUCCAGUGUAGAUUUGGCCUUGUGUUUUAGGUUAUUGUCCUGCUGAAAGGUUACAUCUCAGUGUCUUGUGGAAAAGACUGAACCAUGUUUUCCUCUAGGAUUUAGCCUUUUUAUUCUGGAAAAACUCCCCUUAACGAUUACAAGCAUUCCUAUAACAUUAUGCAGCCACCACUAUGCUUGAAAAUAUGGAGAUUGGUACUCAGUUGUGUUGUAUUGGAUUUGCCCCAAACGUAAAACGUUGUAUUCAGGACAAAAAGUGAAUUGCUUUUCCACAUUUUCUGCAGUAUUACUUUCGUGAAUGUUGCAAACAGGAUGUAUGUUUUGGAAUAUUUUUAUUCUGUACAGGCUUCCUUUUCACUCUCAGUUAGGUUAAUAUUGUGUAGUAACUAUACUGAACAAAAAUAUAAACGCAACAUGUGAAGUGUUGGUUUCAUGAGCUGAAAUAAAAGAUCCCAGAAAUGUUCCAUAUGCACAAAAAGCUUAUUUCUCUCAAAUGGUGUGCACACAUUUGUUUACAUCCCUGCUAGUGAGCAUUUCUCCUUUGCCAUGAUAAUCCAUCCACUUGACAGGUGUGGCUUAUCAAGAUGAUUAACGGCAUGAUCAUUACACAGGUGCACCCUUGUGCUGGGGACAAAAGUCCACACUAAAAUGUGCAGUUUUGUCACACAACACAAUGUCGCAGAUGUCUGAAGUUUUGAGGGAGCGUGCAAUUGGCAUGCUGACUGCAGGAAUGUCCACCAGAGCUGUUGCCUGAGAAUGUUCAUUUUGGCAGUACGUCCAACAGGCCUCACAACCGCAGACCACGUGUAACCACGCCAGCCCAGGACCUGCACAUCCGGCUUCUUCACCUGCGGGAUCGUCUGGGACCAGUCAACCGGACAGCUGACAAACUGUGGGUUUGCACAACCAAAGUUUCUGACUGUUUGUGCAGAAAUUCUGUCUCAGGGAAGCUCAGCUGUGUGCUCGUCGUCCUCACCAGGGUCUUGACCUGACUGCAGUUUGGCGUCAUAACUGAUUUAAGUAGGUAAAUGCUCACCUUCACUGCCACGCUGAACAAGUGUGCUCUUCACGGAUGAAUCCCAGUUUCAACUGUACCAGGCAGAUGUCGUGUGGGUGAGCGGUUUGCUAAUGUCAACGUUGUGAACAGAGUGCCCCAUGGUGGGGUUAUGGUAUUGUCAGGCAUAAGCUACGGACAACAAACACAAUUGCAUUUUAUCAAUGUUAAUUUGAAUGCACAGAGAUACUGUAACGAGAUCCUGAGGCCCAUUGUCAUGCCAUUCAUCCGCUGCCAUCGCCUCAUGUUUCAGCAUGAUAAUGCACUGUCACAAGUAUCUGUACACAAUUCCUGGAAGCUGAAAAUGUCCCAGUUCUUCCAUGGCCUGCAUACUCACCAGACAUGUCACCCAUUGAGCAUGUUUGGGAUGCUCUGGAUCGACGUGUACGGCAGCGUGUUUCAGUUCCCACCAAUGUUCAGCAACUUCACACAGCCAUUUGAAGAGGAGUGGGACAACAUUCCACAGGCCACAAUCAACAGCCUGAUCAACUCUAUGCAAAGGAGACGUCACGCUGCAUGAGGUAAAUGGUGGUCACCAGAAACUGACUUGGUUUCUGAUCCACUCCCCUACCUUUCUUUUUAAGGUACAGUGGGGAAAAAAAGUAUUUAGUCAGCCACCAAUUGUGCAAGUUCUCACACUUAAAAAGAUGAAAGAGGCCUGUAAUUUUCAUCAUAGGUACACGUCAACUAUGACAGACAAAAUGAGAAAAAGAAAAUCCAUAAAAUCACAUUUGUAGGAUUUUUAAUGAAUUUAUUUGCAAAUUAUGGUGGAAAAUAAGUAUUUGGUCAAUAACAAAAGUUUCUCAAUACAUUUAUAUACCCUUUGUUGGCAAUGACACAGGUCAAACGUUUUCUGUAAGUCUUCACAAGGUUUUCACACACUGUUGCUGGUAUUUUGGUCCAUUCCUCCAUGCAGAUCUCCUCUAGAGCAGUGAUGUUUUGGGGCUGUCGCUGGGCAACACGGACUUUCAACUCCCUCCAAAGAUUUUCUAUUUGGUUGAGAUCUGGAGACUGGCUAGGCCACUCCAGGACCUUGAAAUGCUUCUUACGAAGCCACUCCUUUGUUGCCCGGGCGGUGUGUUUGGGAUCAUUGUCAUGCUGAAAGACCCAGCCACGUUUCAUCUUCAAUGCCCUUGCUGAUGGAAGGAGGUUUUCACUCAAUCUCACGAUACAUGGCCCCAUUCAUUCAUUCCUUUACACGGAUCAGUCGUCCUGGUCCCUUUGCAGAAAAACAGCCCCAAAGCAUGAUAUUUCCACCCCCAUGCUUCACAGUAGGUAUGGUGUUCUUUGGAUGCAACUCAGCAUUCUUUGUUCUCCAAACACGACGAGUUGAGUUUUUACCAAAAAGUUCUAUUUUGGUUUCAUCUGACCAUAUGACAUUCUCCCAAUCCUCUUCUGGAUCAUCCAAAUGCACUCUAGCAAACUUCAGAUGGGCCUGGACAUGUACUGGCUUAAGCAGGGGGACACAGGAUUUGAGUCCCUGGCGGCGUAGUGUGUUACUGAUGGUAGGCUUUGUUACUUUGGUCCCAGCUCUCUGCAGGUCAUUCACUAGGUCCCCCCCGUGUGGUUCUGGGAUUUUUGCUCACCGUUCUUGUGAUCAUUUUGACCCCACGGGGUGAGAUCUUGCGUGGAGCCCCAGAUCGAGGGAGAUUAUCAGUGGUCUUGUAUGUCUUCCAUUUCCUAAUAAUUGCUCCCACAGUUGAUUUCUUCAAACCAAGCUGCUUACCUAUUGCAGAUUCAGUCUUCCCAGCCUGGUGCAGGUCUACAAUUUUGUUUCUGGUGUCCUUUGACAGCUCUUUGGUCUUGGCCAUAGUGGAGUUUGGAGUGUGACUGUUUGAGGUUGUGGACAGGUGUCUUUUAUACUGAUAACAAGUUCAAACAGGUGCCAUUAAUACAGGUAACGAGUGGAGGACAGAGGAGCCUCUUAAAGAAGUUGUUACAGGUCUGUGAGAGCCAGAAAUCUUGCUUGUUUGUAGGUGACCAAAUACUUAUUUUCCACCAUAAUUUGCAAAUAAAUUCAUUAAGAAUCCUACAAUGUGAUUUUCUGUUUUUUUUUUUUUUUUCUCAAUUUGUCUGUCAUAGUUGACGUGUACCUAUGAUGAUAAAUUACAGGCCUCAUCUUUUUAAGUGGGAGAACUUGCACAAUUGGUGGCUGACUAAAUACUUUUUUCCCCCACUGUAUCUGUGACCAACAGAUGCAGAUCUGUUUUUCAGUCAUGUGAAAUCCAUAGAUUAGGGCCUAAUGAAUUUAUUUCAAUUGACUGAUUUCCAUACACAGUAUGAACUAACUGUUUUAAAGUCCCCGUUGGCCUCAUGGUGAAAUCCCUGAGCGGUUUCCUUCCUCUCUGGCAACUGAGUUAGGAAGGACGCCUGUAUCUUUGCAGUGACUGGGUGUAUAGAUAUACCAUCCAAAGUGUAAUUAAUAACUUCACCAUGCUCAAAGGGAUAUGAAGCUUUUUUUAAUUUUUACCCAUCUACCAAUAUGUGCCCUUUGCAUUGGAAAACCUCCCUGGUCUUUGUGGUUGAAUCUGUGUUUGAAACUCACUGCUCGACAGAGGGACCUUAAAGAUAAUUGUAUGUGUGGGGUACAGAGAUGAGGUACUCAUUCAAAACUCAUGUUAAACACUAUUGCGCACAGUGAGUGCAUGCAACGUAUUAAGCACAUUUUACUCCUGAACUUAUUUAAGCUUGCCAUAAUAAAGGGGUUGAAUACUUCUUGACUCAAGAUAUUUCAGCUUUUUUAUUUGUAAACAUUUCAAAAUGCAUAAUUCCACUUUGACAUUAUGGGGUUGUGUGUAGGCCAGUGACGACAAUCUCAAUUUCAUCAAUUUUAAAUUCGGGCUGUAACAAAUCAAAAUGUGGAAUAAGACUGUAUAUGGCUUUUGAUUAUUUACCAUUAGAUUGGACUGGUGCAGUUGAGAUUUGGAACUGCAAUUAUUCAUUUGUUUUUCAGAUCAAUGAGCAGUUGGAAAUUGUCCACACACCCAAAACCCUAUCCUCCAAAAGAAUAAAAAGGUUGGUUUGCUACGUUUUGUAACCAAGAGCUCCAAAUGUUUUUCUUGACUGCAAACAAAUGCUUGUAUUUAAAAUGUGUUUUUACUCCAUAAAAGGGGUUGUGUUGGCACUGUAGAUAAUAGUUUUACUGAAUUAGGCUACAACUGAUGGAUUGAAUGCCUUUUUUAACUGAGUUUUGUUGUUGUAUCAACAGGUUGAGUGCAGGAGUGCUUUACAUCCUCUGGCUGCAUAUUGGGGGUGGGCCAGAAGGGGUGAAGGUUCACAGGACCUUGCACCUGGCCCUGCAGGAGCUGUUAGAGAGGGUGGUUAGCCCCAGGGGCAGCUCAACACGGGGUGUCAUCGUCUCUGUUUCCACCGCUGGUAGGUCUCAAUAAAGUUCCCUCCAAACAAAUAUAAAUCUGUAGCUUGUUCUUUUGCACUUUACUCUGCUCUUUACUAAUGGCACUAAAGGUUACUGCGGAAGUUUAAUAAGAUAUUGUGUUGUAUAGAUAUAGUAUAGCCUGCAACUAGGUGUCCUGAAUUUCAUUGUCUUGGGUGGAGGUGAAAAAUGUAUUGGUUUGACAUUAAAUAUGAAAAUAAAUCAGUGCAAAUCAAUUAUUUAAUCACUCCAGUAAGCAACCUUACUUUUGCACCCUGUGUGUCUGUCUCAGAUGUAAACGAGUGUGUGACCCAUCUGGUGCUGUGUGAUAUCAAUGCUGAGUGUGUGAACCGCUUUGGUUCCUACACAUGCCGCUGCCACUCCGGGUUCGAGGACAAGUCUAGGCUGGGCUCAGGAACCAUGUGCGUGGACACCAAGGCCGCUGGUACGGACCGCCACAAUGAGUCGACGAUUACGGUGGAUCAGCAUAGUCCUGAGCAGCCGCACCGUAACACUGGUACUCCAUAGAUUUUGGUAGAAUUAUUGUGAAUUGUUCUCUGAAGUACAAGGAAAACAUACAGUAUGACAUUGGUUAGUUCAAAAUCAGUGGCACUGAAGUUGACAAGUUAGACCACCACCCUAACGUUCCCGAUUUAACCCCUGAAAAUGGGUUUGUUUGGUUACCCUAACAGAAUGUUGGACAUAAAAGUGCAUGGUUAUAAAGGUGACUUUGCACUAGGUAAAUUGUGUACUUCUAAUCCUUGCCUAACUUUUGACUUUAGGCUGUACUUCGGCGCGGUCCAGCGGGAUGAUCAAAGGAAUCUACGUGGUGUGCUUCCUGCUCAGCUUCCUCAUCCUGCUGCUCCUCUGUACCGUGGGCGUGCUGUACCACCGCCACCACGGGGGGGCCUUCCUGGUCCACUGUCGGAGCAGCAGCCUUGGGAGCGUCCCCCCCAUCCCCCCUCCUGACUACAAAAACAACGAAUGCAACGACAACCGUUCCAUCCGCACUAACUCAGAGCUGCCCCCUCCGCCCCCACCCAUACGGCGCCCUAAGGAGGGCUGGUCUCACCCCAAGGAUUGCUGCCCCUCGGUGGACCUGCCCCUGCUGCGCUUCAAACCCCCUGCUGCCUCUUGA